GGAAGAAGCUCUGCCCAAAAUACAGACGGAGGGGAAGAAAGAAAGCUCUCUGUCGUGAAGACUCUUACGAAGCAGUUCACAAUAGAUGUCAUUGAGUAUGGACGCUGACAUGCAAAAAGCAUGUUUGUCCAGGAGCUUGUGCUGAGACAACGCACAGAGAUCCUGAAUGCACUGUGCAGCAGCGGGUCAGCAGAACAUCUGGAGCAGGUGUUGGAUAUACUGCUGUCUCAAGGGGAACUCACAUGGGAGGACUACCAGAACAUACAGGUCUCAGGUAGGGCGCUGCACUGCAAUGCCAGAAAGCUGCUGGAUCUGGUUUACACAAAGGGAGAGGACACAUGUGGACUCUUCUUUGCUGCUUUUAAAAGAGUCCUGCCUGAUGCAAAGGGAGUUGGCACCUCAUCUUCAGGAUGCUCUUCCACUCUGGAGGAAAAAGAAGAACACCAUAGCACGUGUACUGAGACUCUUCUGACUCAAAGACCGAGCCUGGUAGAAAAGCUUCAAGGAUGCAUUGAUGGUGCUUUAGAAGAUCUUGUCACAUCCGGACACUUCACUUCAGCAGACUGCUGUGAAGUGCAGCUUCCUAUCCACACUCCCUGUCAGCAGGCGAGGCGUUUGCUGGACCAUGUCAGAUCAAAAGGAGAAUCUGCAGCAAAGGUUGUACUACAGUUCAUUCAGCACAAACAGGAACCUGUAUCUCCACUGAACCAGGAGAAAUUGACUCCUCCCAAAGAGGUGUUAAAGUAUCAGAAGAAGCUCAGCAGCUCAAUCUCCGCUCAGUCCUGCUUCCUCAGUACUUAUGGAGGGACCAGCCACAUGUCUCUGGACGACAUCUACACUGACGGCCAGCUGGAACUCGCUCAUAACUGUGUGGAUGUCCAUGGACCUUUGGGCCUGGAGGACAUAGUGGGUGCAGUGGGUACAGAAAACAAGGAGGCGGACACGGUGCUGGUGUCGGGGGAAGCGGGCGGAGGAAAGAGCACUUUACUCCAGAGGCUGCACCUGCUUUGGGCUCGGGGGGCAGCGCUGCAGGACUUCCUCCUUCUGUUCCCGUUCAGCUGUCGCAGGUUGAACUCCGAGCAAAGGGAGCUCUCUCUACAGGAGCUGCUGUUUCAGCACUGCUGCUGGCCGGACAGACAGCAGGAGGAGAUCUUCCAGUUCAUCCUGGACCACCCACAUCUCAUCCUCUUCACCUUCGAUGGCCUGGAUGAGCUGAAGCAGAGCUUUUCAGAUGAGCACAGGCUCUGCUGCCCCACCCAGCGUGCUCCUGUUCACAUCCUACUCUUCAACUUAAUCCAGGGUUCCCUAAUGAAGGGUGUGAGGAAAGUGGUGACCAGUCGCCCAGAGGCGGUGGGCCCUUUGUUCAAGAAACAUCUCUGCAAAGAGGUCCUCCUCAAAGGCUUUUCCCCAAGUGGGAUUGACUGUUUUGUGAGGAAGCAUCACAGCGACGCCCAUGUGGCUGCUAAGGUUUUGGAGUCCUUGCGGACAAACACUGCGUUACUCGGACUGUGUCAUAGUCCAGUCCUGUGCUGGAUCGUCUCACAGUGCCAUAAAGAGUUGUUAGGCUGCGGAGAGGGCAGCCUACAAACAAUCACAGAUGUUUACCUAAUGAUCCUGCAGCACUUUUUCCAGCACAAAAGCUCCCUGAAGAACACUACAGGGCUAUGUUGGCUUCAGCAGCAUCUGCAAACUGUGUUGCAUCUUGGGAAGCUUGCCUUUGAUGGGAUAGGAGCAACCUGUUACAUCUUCUCAGGCACAGACUUGGAGACAUGUGGUGUGACUGAGAAGGACAUCUGCAUGGGUUUUCUCAUUCAGAGUAAAGAUAUAUCCACCCACGCUAAAGGUUAUGAAUUCCUUCACUUGACUAUGCAAUGUUUCUUUGCAGCUUUGUACAUCGUGUUGUCGGAUAACACUGACCGCUCAACUAUCCCUAAGCUCUUUGAGACGCAGAAAAUGAAGGAGGCAGGUCAGAGCAGCAGAUGCUUCAUCGCCUGCUUGCCUUCUACUGACCAACAACAGCGGCCUUCAGGGGAGGAAACUACAGCCGCUGAAACGCCAAAUUGGCAAAUCACAGCCACCUUUGUGUCUGGACUUCUGUCACAGCGCCAUCGAAACCUGUGGCUCCACUGCUGCCCCAGCGCUGUGAUGGAGAAGAGGGUCAGACAGGUGGUGAAAUGCUUAUCCAAAGGCAUGCAGAAACACUUUAAGUCCAUCCCUCAGUCCGUAGAGGGGGAGAAGAAGAGCAUGCAUGCAAUGCCAGGCUUCGUCUGGCUUAUCAAAUGCAUCUAUGAGAUGCAGGAGGACAGGGUUGCUAAAGACGCCAUGAGUAAGCUGGAGGUGGACCACCUGAAACUGACCUACUGUAACAUUGGUCCUGUAGAGUGCACGGCUCUAGCCUAUGUGCUGCAGCAUUUAAGGAAUCCUGUCGGCCUGCAGCUGGACAACAACUCUGUGGGCGACGUCGGAGUGGAGCAGCUCCUCCCCUGCAUGCACAUCUGCAAUUCCCUAUACCUCAGAAAUAAUAACAUCACAGACGAGGGGAUCCGCAAACUACUUGCUAAAACUAUCCAGUGUGAAAACUUCAAGAAAAUUGCGCUCUUCAACAACAAUCUAACCGAUGCAUGCACACAGCACUUUUCUCGCUUUCUGACAAUAAAGCAGAACUUUGUUUCUCUGAGGCUAGGCAACAAUAAUCUAACAGAAAAAGGAGCAAAGCAGCUGGCAGAGGGACUGAAAUGCAACCACUCACUACAGUAUUUAGGGCUAUGGGGCAACAAGAUAGGAGAUGUAGGAGCAGAAGCCCUUGCCACUGCCCUAGAGAACAGCAAAACCUUGGUGUGGCUCAGCCUGGUAGACAAUGGAGUGGGGAGUGCCGGAGCAUGUGCCCUCUCCAACAUCAUCAAGAACUGUACGUCACUGGAAGAGCUGUGGUUGACAGAGAACCACAUAACCAGAUCAGGAGUGGAACGUCUGAUUCAAGCGAUGCAACACAACACCCAUGUGAAAUCAGUGUGGUUGAGAAACAAUGACCUCAGUUUGGAGGAAGUAGAGGAGAUGAAACAACGGGAGUCAAGACUUACCUUCUGAUUUUGUAAAAAGUUAGACAAGAACUGUUUGUAUUGCAAUAAGAUUGUGUUGUUAUUUAUUAUAUGAAAUAUUUUAUGUGAAGAUGUGAAGAGUAAAAUGUGUUAGCUCUCGUGUAUCUUGGUUUGGUGCUUGGACAAAAUGUUCCUUUUCAGAGUUUUUCUAAAUAUACAAAAUAAUUUAAAUCAACCUU
This is a messenger RNA of Trematomus bernacchii (emerald rockcod), 3277 nucleotides long. It is a transcript of the gene nod2, whose product is annotated as nucleotide-binding oligomerization domain containing 2. The transcript has 11 exons. NCBI's taxonomy places the organism in Eukaryota, Metazoa, Chordata, Actinopteri, Perciformes, Nototheniidae. The coding region runs from base 121 to 3087 and encodes 988 amino acids. Gene Ontology annotation, cellular component: cytosol. Gene Ontology annotation, molecular function: protein binding. Gene Ontology annotation, biological process: response to muramyl dipeptide; positive regulation of canonical NF-kappaB signal transduction; regulation of apoptotic process. The record is from RefSeq and is a predicted model, not a curated record.